AUGUUUGAAAAUGUUCGGCCUCAAGUAAUAAAGAAGGCUGCACUAGUAUUACAAGAUUCUGAAGUCUACCAACAUUGUCAAAUCACAUUAGAUUUUCACAGAGAGAAAAAUAGUACUGAUAAUAAUAAUGAUAAUAGUUCAGAAAAAAAUUCUUCGGAAAAUAUUAAUAAUGUUGAUGAUAUCGAGGAUAAUUUAUCAGAUGAUAAUUCUGAAGAAGAAGAACCUGUGAACAUAGAAGAUGAAUCAACUCUUUUAAUGACGCAAGCUAUUGUCUUUGCUCCAGGAGAAGGUCAGUUACCAGUUUCAUUGUUUGAUAAAUACACUGAAGCAUUAAGUUUUCUAAAAAUUUAUGGGGGCAAGUUAAUUAAAAAACCUGAACAUAUAACUUAUCAAAAUUGGAUCAAAUCAGAAAUAAUGAGAUCAGAUCGACGAUGUGCUACGAUUAUUAAAUUAUUUUUCUCAGCUUUAAAACUUCGAACAUCGAAAAUCGCAUCAAAAUAUCAUGAGAAAAAUAAAAUUUGUAGUGAUGAAGAAGACGAUAAUGAUGAUUUGAUUGACAAUUCUGUAUCUUUAAAACUUAUUGAUAAUUCAGGUUUUGUUCGAAAAAGAAAAAAAUCAAAAAUUAUUCGAUUUAUAAACUAUAACGAACAAGUAGAUAAAGAUAAUUUCAUUCGUGAAAAUGUAAUAAGAUCUGAAUACGUUUAUAAUGAAAAUAUAGAAAAUAUAUUACAUGAAGCUAUUCAAAAAAUAAUUGAAUUUGAUAAUGAAAAUGAAGCGGAGAAAAAUAUUCCAAGAAAUUUAGAAGUUUUUGAUGAUCCUACUCACGAAGGUGAUAUUGCUAUAGAUAUGAAUGAAAAUGGAGCUAAAAAUAAAAAAAAAGUGGAUGAUAAUAAAGAUGUUUAUUAUACGUCAAUACCUCGAUUGAUUUCGGAGGAAGAUUUUAUUAACUUAAAGAAAUUAUCGUUAUCAUGUUAUUUUAUUCAUAAUUCGGAGUCAGAAACACUUCUUUAUCAAAAUAUACAAAGCUUGAAAGAAAAGUCGCACUGGUUGGAUUUUAAUAAUUUUAUGAAGUUAUACAAGCCUUGUAUUUUUAUAGCUGCAGAGACGUGGAUAAAAAUUAAAGAUGAUAUUACAGUACCGGGUUAUGAAAUUGUUUAUCGUGUUAAUGUAGCAAAAACUCGAUUAUAA
Cotesia congregata is the source of this 1188-nucleotide messenger RNA. Lineage: Eukaryota; Metazoa; Arthropoda; Insecta; Hymenoptera; Braconidae. The record is from the annotation of a GenBank genome assembly.